UUGCGAAAGCGCUCGCUUUUCUUUCUAAAUGUCGAAAAGAAGAAUGUAUUCACAAAUUUGAGUAAGUUGGAGCUCGGCCGACUGGCAGUUAGGUGGGCAGCAGACACACGAGCAAUCGUAGGAAUUGUUGUGUUUGUUGUUGCGCUGCCGACGCUGUUCGCCACGGCGACUGGAAGUUUGUAAUCGCGCACGGAACGGAAUGGCGGCGCCACUGCUGCUGGCCGUGCUCCUGGUCGAGUGUUUCGUUCGAAAUCAGUUUGAUUCGCUCUACCAUAGCCAAACGGUCGGGUUCAGGUGGUCAGUGGCCCGCUGGGAGUACCACAUAUAGAGUGCUGCUGCUUGGGCAAGAAUAUCUUGAAAAUAUCUACAUUAAAUAACAAAAUAAAAUAUAAAAAAACGAAAAGAAAAAAAAAAUGAAAAAAAUUUGUUCUAAUCAGCCAAGCGAAGUACUCUCCAAAUCAACGGCCAAGUCAGAAAUCACCACAAAAUGACAGCCAAAAAAUGCAGUAAUAUGUAUGUAUGUAUAUGUUUAAUGAAAUAAAAAGUGGCAAGUAGAUGCAGAAGUGAAAAAAUGCAGUGAAACCAAAAUGAAACCGAAAUCGAAUUCAAUUCAGGCGACAAGUGCAUAAAAUGCAAGUGUGAAAACAAGUAGAAGAAGCAGUAAAUUUAUUAACGAAUUCCGCAUUUGUGUCAACAGUGCAAUGCCUUCAACGAAACAACGUUAACACUUCAACAUUCGCGAAAAAAGCAUAAAUAAACAACAACAAUAACACCAAAUUAAGCCGUGCAGCGGUUGCAACCGCAAAUAAUAAAUUAAAUCGACAACAACAACAAAUGCAAGAGAAUACAUCAAGCAUAUACAAACAUACAAAUACAGAUAAUGCGCCAGUGAGCAAGUUGGACUGGACUGAUCGCUCAGAGGCAUAGCCCGUAAAGGUCACAUUUUCUUCGGGCGUACGUGCAACGCAUAUUACCACAGAAAGUGUGCGGCUUAUGGCAGAAUCUCUAAUUUCUCCGCGAUUCGUUUUCAUUCCAUACACCUACGAAGUAACAGCUAUCAGUGGACACCACAAAAUCUAAGCUGCGCACAAAUAUCUACGGACUUUGGAUUGCAGGUGCGCCAACGUUAGUGUUGUGGGCGAAUAUUAGAGUGCAUUUCCAGCGCUGACAGUUGAACACAACGAAAUUGACGCGUUGAUAGGCAACGGCUGGUGCUGAAAAGGGGGUGGGCCAACAGAGACUAGGCGGCUAGUGAGACUCUAAGUAACGUAGCGACGCAGGACGCACACAACUGAAAGGACUAUACAAAUUAUAAUGUCUUGCACAGUUUCAGAGCUGCCUUCGGGAUGUCACUUACGUGGCAUGAGCUCCACCUCAUCCACUGCGGUAGCGACAGUGGCGACGGUGGCGACCAAAACACAAAGCGGUGGCAGUGGAGGCGGUAGCAGCUCGAGUACAGGUGGUGGCAGCAAUAGUGGCGGUCUCAAUAAGGGCGGCAUACACGUGGGCGGCAUGCUGAGCACGACGAGCGCGCUGGGUGUGACAACAACGAGUUCACGUGGCAGUUCGGCGGGGAAUGCGGGGGCGAGUUUGCUGCCCGAGACGUUGAUGACGACGACGGCGAUGACGACCAGCACAACACAACGACAGCAGCAGCAACAAUCACAGAAACCCUGCUGUUUUUGCUGGUGUUGCUGUUGUUCUUGCUCGUGGGCAAAGUGUUUGGCAAUAAAAAAUGCGGAAGACAAUGCACCAACAAGACGUGAUCCAGCGAGCGUGGAUUUGCUUUUGGACGGUGAACAGCCCAGUCUCGAGGAAAUACGAAGUUGGGGUAAAAAUUUCGAUUUGCUAAUGAAAAAUGCGACUGGACGUAAAGUGUUUCGUGACUUCCUACGCAGCGAAUUCAGCGAAGAGAAUAUACUGUUUUGGCUCGCUUGCGAAGAGCUAAAAAAAGAGAGCAGUCCCGAAGCGAUUGAGGAGAAGGCGCGUCUCAUCUACGAGGAUUACAUUUCGAUAUUGUCGCCACGUGAAGUAUCGCUGGACUCGCGCGUACGAGAGAUCGUUAAUCGCAAUAUGGUGGAGCCGACACCGCACACCUUCGACGAGGCCCAAAUACAAAUUUAUACGCUCAUGCACCGAGACUCAUAUCCAAGAUUCCUCAACUCGCAGAAAUUCAAAGCGCUGGCACAACUGCAAGACGGUAGCUUAUCGGCAGCGGCUUCCACAACAGACAGUCCCACUUAAGGUCGCGCAAUAGAACGCUUUAGCAGAGCGUCAAUGUUUGUUGAGCAGACAAAAGCAAUUGGUUGAGUUCACUGGGCGAAAAAUGUGUUGAGAAACGACGGCAAGUUAAUAAAAGUAAGAAACUAAGAAGCACAUCCACAAAAAUAGUGAUUAGAAGAAAAAGUUGCAUGCAGCGCUGGAACUCAAGGUGAGGGAGUGUGAAGCUGGAGAGUAAUAGCAACAAAUAAACAAACAAUAAAGCGUGUUCGCAGAUGGCUUGCGAAAAGCGACAACUAAAUAUAUAAGUAGCACCUAAGCUCUAGCCCUAGACACAAGUAAGGACUAAGCGUUUAAGCAGUAAGCAUUAAGCACUAAUGUCUAAGGGUAUGUCUUAAGGAUCUACUACACAUAGAUAUAAGAUUGAGGGUUUGCUACAAUAUUUAGUUUCCUACUAGUGUCUAAGCGUCAAGCGGAAUACUUAAUACUUACUUACAUACUUACGUACCACUGACUUAUUUACUUAUGUACUUAACAUACAUACUUACUGACCUAUUUUUGUAUGUACGAGUAUGCAGCGAAUUCUCGCAUGAUCGGCAGUUAAGUGUAUGUCUGUAUGCCUGUGUGCAAAAACACAAAGAUAGGUACCGUUACUGACGUGCCGUAGCUUUUGACUUGCACACGCAUGCAAAAAAUAUCUCGAAAGAUAAAAGAUACUGAUACAUACACAUAUGAGUGUGCUUUAACAAAUUUGUACCACAUUUCUUCGGUUUUUAAAAAAUAGUAUUUUGGAAAAAAAAAUAUUAAAAAAAAAAUACAAAAAUGAAGCAAUAUAUAAUUCCUUAAAUAUAUAAAUAUAUUAAAUGACAAACCAUUUAUAAUGUAAAGUGAAAGUAAAUGGCAUAAGCACAAAUACUAAUGGAAAUCAAGGACACAAAGCGAUUUGCGGGGUCUCGAGUUGAAGUGUGGGUGGUAAAAUAAGAUAAAUAAAACAAAUGAAACAUUCUAACGAAUUGUAUGCGCACAAAUUACAAAUGUAAUGCCAAUUGGCUAGAACUCAUGCCUGGAAACCGUUAGCAAACAAAAGAAAAUACUAAAAACAACAAAAAAAAAAAAUUAUAUAAAUGUGCAGAAAUUAAGGAAAACGCAAUAAAAUUUAAAAGUGCAAACCACGAGAUUAUAUGUAUAGUGUGUAUGUAAAUGAAAUCUAGUCAGCGCGACUGUUGAGCAGCUAAUUUGUAAGGAACUGGUUGCCGAGCCAAGAAAUUGUUGUAGCAUGCUUCUUGGCGCCUUUGCUAUGCAUGUGUACUGUGCUAAAGACACAUGCGAGACAUUUAAGGUGCAACAACGACGAUUGUUACGUAUAUGUUUAUGCUCAAGGUGCGGGUGGCACAUUUUUUUUUUGAACUGAUGUGGUUAUUUAAUAGACAUUACAAAAAGCUGAAAAUUAGUUAAUAUUCCCAUAACAUGAUUAAAAAUAACUUACUAAAAGUCUUCAUCAAAGGUCAGAAACAGUCGGUCUGUGGAGAAAAGUUUUGCUACAUUUUUUAUAGAUAAUUUUAUAAUAUAUAAUUGCCGUCUAGGGUAAUUUUUUGACAUAACUUACCGUUUCGUUAAAAAUCGCGCAAAAAAUUCGACCUUUCAUAUCGAAUAUUUUUACCACAUAUCGGAACGAUGGCGACUUUAUGUUUACGUUAUUUUUAAUCAUGUUUGAAUGUAUUCACUAACUAUGACUUUGUUGUAAGUUUAUGUGACUUCACUCAUAUUUCUAUGUAAUUUAACCAGACUUUUAGAAAUAUUUUACAUUUUUUGAAACAUUUUUUUUAAAUUUAAAAACCAGUUUCGAGUAGAGAAUAUUUCUGAAGCUUUAAUUAAAUAAAUUAAAGCGAAAAAUUGUGGAAAUUCUUGUUAUACUUAGAUAUAUACAUAGAGUAUUAAAAUGAUCUAAUAGCCGCAUUCUAAAAUUAAUAAAUUGUGCUUUUCAUUUUCUAAGUGCCGUUCCGCCUUGUGUGUAUUAUAAAAAAAUUGAAACGAAAGCGAAAUCUUAUAAUUCCAAUAAUUAUUUACGACUAAAUAAUUUAUGUUUCUUAGUUCAUAAAUAAAAGAAAUCAAAUUUACAAAGAAUUCCGAGUUAGUUAUAAAUUUAACUGUUAUAAAUGCAUAUUUGUGUGCAUACUUUUUUUACAGUACCUUCAAGGUAACUUGUUUGUUAACGCUACAUUUUUGUUGUUGUUAUCUUUGGUAAACAAAAUAAGCGGUUGCUAAAUUGUUUUUUUUUUUUAUUAAAGUGAGAGUUAUAAUUUCACGAAAAUUUGCAUUGUCGCGUUAGGUGCGUAGCAACAAGAGCAAACAGAACAACAAAAACAACAACCGCAACAUUAGCCACAACAACAAAAACAAAUGAAUUUUUACAUCGAAAGCAUUUUGUAAAUACUUAUAAUGAUGGUUUUUAAUUUCCAAAAUUAUAUUGUACUACUAAAUAAUGAGUAAUGAUUAUGAUGUAGUCAAUAUGAAAUAAUUACAAACUAGUUACUGUACUUACUAUAUAUGUACGCAUUAUACGAUUGUAUUAUUGUAAUUAUAUAUGAUUUGUUUUUUAUAAAAAUAUAAAUGAGAAUAGUAAAUAUAAGUACAUGAAUACUUAAUUAUAGCAAAGCAAGUGUAUGUAAAUGUAUUUAUUAGUAAUUGUAUAUUUAUGAAUUUAAUGGUUUGCCUAAGUCAAGUAGUGCAAAAAAUUUAGCCAAAUAAUAAUAAAAAAAUUAAAAAGAAAAAACAAAAAACAAAAAUCAUAAACAAUACAAAAACACUUAAAAGCCAUAUAUGCAUAAAAAAGAUUAGAAACUUGAUACCAAAAAUGCAAACCAAAAAUAAAAUUGUGAAAUUAAUAAUUACAAUUAAUUAAUUUUAUUAUAAUUUAUUUAGGAAAAUUUCUUGAAAUAUAUUAAUUUCAUUUCAAUUUCUACAAAAAGUCACAUAUUUCGUUUUUCUUUCUGUAUGCUUUUAAAAUAAAUAUACUCGAGGUGCUAAGUUAAAAAAGUUCGUAGUUUUUGAACGAAACAGCAAGUUGUAUUAUAAAAUACGAAAAAUGAAGAUCAUAAAAUUAUCUAUAAUUCGUUUAUCAAUAAUAUUUUUUAAGUGUUUUCUAAGAUAUAACGAUUCAAAAAGAUGACGAGGAAACGUGUGCGUAUUUUGACGUUUAUUAUAUUUUAUUGUAACUCACUAAUAGUAGGUCUUAGUAAAAAAAGUGUUCUUUAUAGAUAAUUUUAUGAUCUUCAAUUUUGGUCUAAAGUAAUUUUUUGAUAUAACUUACCGUUUCGUUGAAAAAUUAUUUUAUUAUUAUUUUUUUAAAAAAAUUUAGCUUUAACCUUGAAUGUUUUUUUACACAUAUCGGAACUAUAAUUGUUUUAGUAUGAUAUUUUUAAUCAUGAUUUAGAAAUAUUCGCUAUCUUUCAAUUUUAGUAAAUUUAUGUAACUUUACCCUUUUUGACGGGACUAUUUAAUUUGCAGCAAUUGUAUUCUUGUUGUAUGUAUGGGAGAUUUUAUUUCUAGUUGUUAUCGUGUAGAAAAAAUUAUCUUUUUUGCUUUAUAAAUAUAAAUUUAUAUUAAACAUUUUUGUCUUAAAUUAUCAUCAGUCUAACUUUUGCGAUAAGUUCCGUUAUCCAUGUGUCUACAAAACUUUUGCAUAAUCUUUCGCUGAAACACUCCAAAAAACCAUAUUUCAGCGCCAUUUUAUGGGAUUAGAAUUUAGAUUCAUAUCUUUCCUGAAACCUCGCAGAAUUUUAUUCUUAUUCUAAUUAAGCUAUUUCGGUUUUAUAGAGCCGUAUAAAUUUGUUAGAAGAUGUUUUAAAAUCGAUAAAGAGAUUGCUGGGGAAAAUUUCAUUUUCUUUGGUUUUUUUCAAGAUUAGGUUAAUAUCUGAUAAAUUUUUUUUUUUUUUUUGAUAUUAUUGAACCAUGUAUUAGUUGGUAAUUAUGUUGCUUUUGUAUCAAGAACGUUCAGCCGAAGACCUACGCGCUCCCGUGUCAAAGUUACUAUGAUUAUUCUAACUGAGAGAUGCGAAGUUCUGGGCUAAGGUAAGCCACGUCGGCUGAAGUAUCUACUUCGUCUUUAGCGUUUCAAAGGCUGAUUUCAAACUUGAUUUAAUUGAGCGUUUUUUUUUCGUAUUCUUUAAUUAGAAAAUUAUCUAGAAGCAAGUAUUAAAACAAAAUUAAGCAAAUUUUCGAACUAACUUAUCAACAUAUAAAAACAAGAUAAACGCAAAUAUAUUUGAACUCACUGCCAAAGCGCAAAAAAAUAUCAACGUGCUAAAUAUUAAAAUACAUAAUAACAACAACAACAAGAUAAAAAAUAAUAUAAAAAAAAUAAUUUUUUUUAAAGAAAUAUAAAACCAAUCUCAGAGCUCAGAUCAUAAAUAUAUUUUUAUUAGUUUUCACUAAUUUCAGUUUUUUCACUUUUAUUUUACUUACUUUAAUUGCAUAUUUUUAAAUAUUUUCCAAAAAUAUGUAAAAUACAAUUUAAAAACAUUUAUUUUUCCACAAAAAAAAACGACAAAAAGUAGCUUUUUUCUACCACACAAUGAAUAAAAACUUUAAAGUAAAAUCUGUGUUGUUGUAUUUCGAAAAUAUGCAUAAACUAGAAAUAGAAGAAAACACACACGCACACACACCAGCACGCAAUGUAUUAUAUAUGAAAAAAGGAAUUGAUUGACACAUGUACAACCGAGUACAUGACUAACACUCGUAAAUCGAGCAAAAAUUAAAAAAUUAAAAAUAAAAUAAUUCUUAAACUGUUAUUAGAUUUAGCAUCUAAAAAAAUUAAAAAAAAAAUUAAAUGAAAUGGCCAAACAAAAACAUUAACUAGGGGAAGUAACACAUGAAAACUAGGCAAAUAUGUGAUGUGACCAAUAAACAAUUGAUACAAAUAAAUUGGCUACAUCUUUAAAACUAUAACGGUAAACAUCGUUCUAAAACUUUUCAAACACUUUACUAAAAGCACGAAAUAGUAAAAUAAAAAGUAUGUUAAAUAAUUUGAAAACUUAAUUCUUCGGGAGAAAGCGAAAGCAAACAUUUCAACGGCGCAAUAGUCUCACCAAAAGCAAAAACAAUUAUAUUAGAAUUACUAAUGGCAAUUGAAGCGAGAUAACUCAACAACACUUACAAACUCUGCAGGCAUUAAUCACCAACUACUAACGGAUUUACACACAUAUGUAUUUGUGUAAAUUUAAAGAAAAAAAUUAAAAAAACUACAAAUACUUUCAAUAAAAAACAUUUUGUAAUAAGUUUUAAGGGAAAAUACAACAAAAAAUUACCAAAAAAAAACAAAUUUUUCGUAUUCUAAAGAAAACUCAAAAACCUUAAAAACAAAAACCAGAACGAAAAUCUUAUAUCCUCCGGUACUACUGAAAAAAGAAAAACAUAACCUAAAAUCUCAUUGCUAAUACAUAUAUACAUACAUACAUAUGUAAACAUGAAGAGCGACCUAAAUGAAGUGAAAAACCAAAACCACCCGAAACCCGCAAGCAAAAUCACCAAUAUGCCAUAAGCAUUUCAUAUAUUGAACAAGUUAAACGUAAAUAAAUAUAUACAUACAAAAAAAAAUAUAUAUAUAUAUACCAAUAUAUGAAAUUUUCAAUAAAUCACUUUUCAAUACACACUCAUAUAAAAUUAGGUAAUUUAAUUAUAACAAAUACAGUUAAGUAUGUGAAACAAACGCAAAUUCUUAAAAACAAAGCUAAAAAAUUAAUAAACAGAUUUAAAAUAUAUUUGUGGAUAAGCAACAACAAAAAUAUUUAAAUUGUAAUUAGCGUUAAAUUUAAAUUCGCAAAUACAUAAAUGAACAUAAAACACACAACAAAAAGAGAAAUGGUAAAAUGAAUACCAAAUAAAAGGAAUAAAGUAUAAUGCAAAGACAAUUAAA
This is a messenger RNA of Bactrocera oleae (olive fruit fly), 8134 nucleotides long. Lineage: Eukaryota; Metazoa; Arthropoda; Insecta; Diptera; Tephritidae. The record is from RefSeq and is a predicted model, not a curated record.